Molecule: messenger RNA, 1230 nt
Organism: Cicer arietinum (chickpea)
Lineage: Eukaryota; Viridiplantae; Streptophyta; Magnoliopsida; Fabales; Fabaceae
Product: large ribosomal subunit protein eL8y
Biological process (GO): ribosome biogenesis
Cellular component (GO): ribonucleoprotein complex
Molecular function (GO): RNA binding
Source: RefSeq, a predicted model, not a curated record
CGGUUUUGGGCUCAACCCGUCAAUAAAAAGCCCUCAUUUUCAGAACCCUUUUAAGUUCACCUCACACAUAAGACAUUAGGGUUUCUACUUUGUAUUCUCGUUCUCCUUCCUUCGCCACUUCCAUCAACAACCGCAGCAAUGGCACCAAAGCGCGGUGGAAAAGCACCAGUUGUAGCUGCGAAGAAGAAGCAGCCAGAGAAAGUUACGAACCCACUUUUCGAGAAAAGGCCAAAGCAGUUCGGGAUCGGUGGUGCUUUACCUCCAAAGAGGGAUUUGACUCGCUUUGUGAAAUGGCCUAAGACCGUUCAAAUUCAGAGGAAGAAGAGGAUCCUCAAGCAGAGGCUUAAGGUUCCACCAGCACUCAAUCAGUUCACUAAGACACUCGACAAGAACCUUGCAACCAACCUUUUCAAGAUGCUCCUUAAGUACAGGCCUGAGGACAAAGCUGAAAAGAAAGAGCGUCUUUUGAAAAGGGCUCAAGCCGAGUCUGAGGGGAAAACAGUUGAGACAAAGAAGCCUAUUGUUGUGAAAUAUGGUCUCAACCAUGUUACCUAUCUUAUUGAGCAGAACAAGGCACAGCUUGUUGUCAUUGCCCAUGAUGUCGACCCCAUUGAGCUCGUUGUCUGGCUUCCAGCGUUGUGCAGGAAGAUGGAAAUUCCCUACUGCAUUGUCAAGGGCAAAGCACGCUUGGGAACUAUUGUUCACAAGAAAACUGCUGCAGUUUUGUGCUUGACAACUGUCAAGAACGAAGACAAAAUGGAAUUCAGUAGAAUCCUAGAAGCCAUUAAGGCCAACUUCAACGAUAAGUUUGAUGAAAACAGAAAGAAGUGGGGUGGUGGUAUUAUGGGUUCCAAAUCUCAAGCAAAAACCAAAGCCAAGGAAAGGCUCAUUGCCAAGGAAGCUGCUCAAAGAAUGACCUAGAAAUUUUGUGUGCUUUGGCUAUUUUAGAACUUUUGAGGUUAUUCUUCUAUAUUUUUGAUGGAGGCUUUAUACAAGUCAAAUGUGAGGUUUUCCUUUCAUUUUGGUAGCUUGUAAACAAUCAAUGGUUUAAAUGUUUAGACUUUUUGCUGAUUUAUUUCAGUAGUUGUUUUAGACUUAAAAUGGAAUAUGUUUGUGUUCAAAAGUAAUUUGUGUCUUUCCAGUAUACUUAUGUAUUUAUGCUUAUUGCAUGUUUGCUACAGUUUUUCAAUUACCCUUCAUGUAUUUCAUGCCGUCUAAAGCUAUUUCUCA